GUGAGGGAGGGAGGAAAAUAAACAACAAAAAAUGUCCUCUUCCUCCCCCACCGGGCAGAUCGCAAGUGCGGCGGACAUCAAGCAGGAGAAUGGGAUGGAAAGCGCCUCGGAAGGGCAGGAGGCGCCGCGAGAAGUGGUGGGGGGCGCGGCGGCGAGGCUGAGCCCCUCGGCUCCAGCCCCUUUCCCCCUGGAGCCGGGGGACGCCGCGGACGCCGCCGCCAGGGUGAGCGGCGAGGAAAGGGCAGCGGCGGCGGCCGGAGCGGCGGAUCAGGUACAACUCCACUCGGAACUUCUGGGCAGGCACCACCACGCCGCGGCCGCCGCCGCCGCCGCCGCCGCCGCCGCCUCGCAGACCCCCCUGGCUUUCUCGCCCGACCACGUCGCCUGUGUGUGCGAGGCGCUGCAGCAGGGGGGCAACCUGGACCGCCUGGCCCGGUUCCUGUGGUCCCUGCCCCAGAGCGACCUGCUACGUGGCAACGAGAGCCUGCUGAAGGCGCGGGCGCUGGUGGCCUUCCACCAGGGCAUCUACCCCGAGCUCUACAGCAUCCUCGAGAGCCACAGCUUCGAGUCGGCCAACCACCCUCUGCUGCAGCAGCUCUGGUACAAGGCGCGCUACACCGAGGCCGAGCGCGCCCGCGGCCGGCCGCUGGGCGCCGUGGACAAGUACCGGCUGCGCAGGAAAUUCCCCCUGCCCCGCACCAUCUGGGACGGCGAGGAGACGGUGUAUUGUUUCAAGGAGAAGUCGCGCAACGCGCUCAAGGAGCUCUACAAGCAGAAUCGCUACCCUUCGCCCGCCGAGAAGCGGCACCUGGCCAAGAUCACCGGCCUCUCCCUCACCCAGGUCAGCAACUGGUUCAAGAACCGCCGGCAGCGCGAUCGGAACCCCUCGGAGACCCAGUCGAAAAGUGAGUCAGAUGGCAAUCCCAGCACUGAAGAUGAAUCCAGCAAGGGACAUGAGGAUUUGUCUCCUCAUCCUCUGUCCAGUCCAUCCGAUGGUGUCACCAACCUCAGCCUUUCCAGUCACAUGGAGCCACUAUAUAUGCAGCAAAUUGGAAAUGCUAAGAUAUCAUUAAGCUCUUCCGGAGUUUUGUUGAACGGAAGCUUGGUACCUGCAAGUACUUCACCUGUCUUCCUUAAUGGUAAUUCUUUCAUUCAGGGACCCAGUGGAGUUAUACUUAAUGGAUUAAAUGUGGGAAACACACAGACAGUGUCACUGAGCCCACCGAAAAUGGCAUCAAAUAUUGUGAGCAAUGGUAUAUCCAUGACUGACAUUCUGGGGUCCACCUCCCCAGAUGUGAAGGAAUUCAAAGUCCUCCAGAAUUCUUCAGCUAACUCAGCGGUCACCUCCUCCUACAACCCAAGUGCCCCUGCCUCAUUCCCAGGGCUGAUACCCAGCACAGAGGUGAAGAGAGAAGGCAUUCAAACAGUGGCUUCCCAGGAUGGAGGCUCUGUAGUAACUUUUACUACGCCAGUGCAAAUUAACCAGUAUGGCAUUGUCCAGAUCCCCAAUUCCGGAGCAAAUGGCCAGUUCCUUAACGGGAGCAUUGGAUUCUCUCCACUGCAGCUGCCUCCUGUUUCAGUGUCAGCUUCACAAGGUAACAUUUCAGUAAAUUCAAGCACUUCUGAUGGCAGCACAUUUACAAGUGAGUCCGCCACGGUUCAGCAAGGAAAAGUUUUCUUAAGCUCACUUGCUCCCAGUGCAGUGGUAUAUACUGUUCCUAAUUCAGGCCAGACUAUAGGAUCUGUUAAACAGGAGUGCUUGGAAAGGAGCCUGGUGUUUUCUCAGUUGAUGCCUGUCAAUCAGAAUGCACAAGUAAAUGCAAACCUAUCCUCUGAAAAUAUCUCAGCAAGCGGCCUUCAUCCACUGGCCUCCUCUUUAGUAAAUGUAUCCCCAACUCACAAUUUUCCCCUGACUCCCCCAACCCUGCUAAAUCCUACGGAGCUAAACCCUGACAUUGCUGAUAGCCAACCAAUGUCUACACCUGUGGCAAGCAAAUCUACUGUGACCUCUGUCAGCAACGCUAACUAUGCAACUCUUCAGAACUGCCCGCUUAUUACUGGUCAAGAUCUGUUGUCAGUCCCCAUGACUCAGGCUGCCCUUGGGGAAAUAGUUCCUACAGCUGAAGACCAGGUGGGUCACCCUUCCCCUACGGUUCACCAGGACUUUGUCAGAGAACAUCGCUUGGUUCUGCAAUCAGUAGCUAACAUAAAAGAUAAUUUCUUAACAAAUUCUGAAAGCAAAGCAACAGACAACUUAAUGAUGCUGGACUCAAAAUCCAAGUAUGUCCUAGAGGACAUGGUUGAGACUGUCUGUGAAGAUCUAGAAACAGACAAAAAAGAACUUGCCAAGCUCCAGACUGUCCAGUUGGAUGAAGAUAUGCAAGACUUAUGAACUUUAUUUCCCUUUUCUUCCUGGCAUCAGGGGAUAACUCUUCACGAAGCCCAGAGGACAUAAUGCGUUUUCCAAUUUAAAGAGAAACAUUAGUUUUGCAGGUAGAUGCAUUCAAGAAACUCUGGAUUGAUCUGCAAUUGAAGAUCACAAAUAUACGGGAAUAGAACUGCAUUACUACAGCCUUUGACUCACAUUUGUUCUCUUAACUAGAUGGAGACAAAUGAACGAGAUGAAAUAUAUUAAGGCAAAGUGUAUAAUGUAACUGACAAUAGAAUUCUAAGGUCAAAUGGAACAUGAUAAGUGAUUUCUUAAGUUAAAAAAUAGAUACACCUAAGAUAGCAAAUUAAAUGUCAUUACAGAGCUCUCUAGAAACAAUACAGUUUUUGUUUACUUUUUACUCCAUGGGCAUUGACAAGGUUAAGAAAUACAAAUGGUACUCCACCUAUUCUAAGUUAAUUUUUUUUUGAGUAUGUGCUUUUCUGUUUUUCAGCAUUUUUGUGAAGUCUUGUUUGUCUGUACACAUUUCCAAAUGUGAUUGCUAAUAGUUCAGUGUGUCUGAGAAAGUUUGCAACUCCACUAAAAACUCUGAAAUAUCAAUCUUCCUUAUGGGUGUAA
This is a messenger RNA of Sorex fumeus (smoky shrew), 3007 nucleotides long. RefSeq names its product SIX homeobox 4 (gene SIX4). Gene Ontology annotation, molecular function: RNA polymerase II cis-regulatory region sequence-specific DNA binding; DNA-binding transcription factor activity, RNA polymerase II-specific. Bases 32 to 2392 code for a protein of 786 amino acids. NCBI's taxonomy places the organism in Eukaryota, Metazoa, Chordata, Mammalia, Eulipotyphla, Soricidae. Gene Ontology annotation, cellular component: nucleus; transcription regulator complex. Gene Ontology annotation, biological process: regulation of transcription by RNA polymerase II. The transcript has 3 exons. The record is from RefSeq and is a predicted model, not a curated record.